AUGUGGACGGGUUUCAUGUUCAUUAUGAUGAUCAAAAUUUUGGGCGAUGAGGUGGAUAGCAAUGUCACUGUUGAACUGACAGCACCUAUCAAAUGUGAUCUCCACAUCAAGACUAAAGACAACGGCAAUGUGAAGAUCCAGAAAAUGGAGAGUGACCUCUGCCAUGUUCACACAGAGAGAGGGCACUGUGUCCUAAAGUCUGUCAAGGGUCAUGAGGUUCAAGUUCAGUCCACAGGAGGAAAUGUCACUGGACUUCAGACCAUUCAUGGGAAUGUUAAUAUCAGCACAUCUUUGGACAGUAAUGUCGAUAUUAAGAAAAUUCAGGGAACCACCAUGAAUCUCUUCACAGAACACGGGGAUCUGAAAGUGAAGGCCAUUUAUGGUGAAUCCACCUCAGUGUCCACUUCCUCCGGGAACAUCCAGAUUGGCCAUGUACACGGUGAAGCUCUUGUACGAAGUAAAACAGGAAAUAUUUUCAUUGACAGCUCAAGUGGUGCCCUGAAGGUGUUUACUGCUGCUGGAACCAUUGAUGCAUAUGUGGGUCAAGAUGGAAGCGCAGAACUUCACAGUCAACAAGGUGCUGUGAGUGUGCGUGUGCCGUUCACUAUGAAAGCAGCAGUGCACUUGUCUGAAACCUCUGUUAGCAUUAGCUCAGAGAUAGUUAGCUCAUGUCAAGAGACUGAACGAACUUCAGCUGAUGGGAAGACAACAGUCACAGCUCAUUUGAAUGGUGGCACACAUGAAGAACAAUGGAUCAAAGCCACUGCUGAAAAAGGUGCUGUGAACCUGAGAACCCAGAGCUGGUUUGAGACCCUCAGACUCGGAGCUCAGAGUUAAAACCUGCACAGAAGCGCCUGGGGCCAACUACAGAACUGACAGAACCUCGCUGCUGGUUUUAGACAGGAGAUUUAUACUGGAACAGCUUGGGAGACGUUACAGUAUAUCAGAUUAGUUGAUAAACAGAAUGCAUUGAAACAACUGUACAAAAGAAUGAAAUAAACCAUACAAUUUUAAAGCACUUUUUAAUUUUGGUAAAAGCUUCU
Molecule: messenger RNA, 1043 nt
Organism: Sinocyclocheilus rhinocerous
Lineage: Eukaryota; Metazoa; Chordata; Actinopteri; Cypriniformes; Cyprinidae
Product: protein FAM185A-like
Exons: 9
Coding region: 1-837 (278 amino acids)
Source: RefSeq, a predicted model, not a curated record